Silurus meridionalis is the source of this 1123-nucleotide messenger RNA. RefSeq names its product proteasome 26S subunit, non-ATPase 8 (gene psmd8). Gene Ontology annotation, cellular component: proteasome regulatory particle, lid subcomplex; nucleus; cytosol. Lineage: Eukaryota; Metazoa; Chordata; Actinopteri; Siluriformes; Siluridae. The transcript has 7 exons. The record is from RefSeq and is a predicted model, not a curated record. The coding region runs from base 48 to 851 and encodes 267 amino acids. Gene Ontology annotation, biological process: proteasome-mediated ubiquitin-dependent protein catabolic process.
GUGCCGUAUGAGCGCUCGCUCCUGUCGUACAUUUUUGCAGAAUCACUAUGGCGUCUGCGUUGAAAGAGACUGUCGGCUUGUAUGAGACAUUGAAAGCCGAAUGGAAUAAGAAAAAUCCGAAUUUAAACAAAUGCGGGGAAAUAUUAAGCAAGCUUAAGAUUUCGCUUCUGGAAUUGAACUUUUUACCAAUCACUGGGAAGCAAUUUGCCAAACAGCAGCUGAUUUUAGCCCGUGAUGUGUUGGAAAUCGGAGCCUUAUGGAGCAUCCUAAAGAAAGACAUCCCCUCUUUUGAGCGAUACAUGGCCCAGCUGAAGUGUUAUUACUUUGAUUACAAGGAUGAGCUGCCAGAAUCAGCCUACAUCCAUCAACUGCUGGGUCUAAAUCUGCUCUUCCUGCUCUCACAGAACAGAGUGUCAGAGUUUCACACAGAGCUGGAGAGGCUGAGUGCUAAAGACAUUCAGACAAAUGUAUACAUCAGGCACCCGGUCUCAUUAGAGCAGUACCUGAUGGAGGGCAGCUACAACAAAGUUUUUCUUGCUAAAGGAAAUAUUCCAGCUGAAAGUUAUACCUUCUUCAUAGACAUUCUUCUUGACACUAUCCGUGAUGAAAUUGCAGGUUGCAUAGAGAAGGCAUAUGAGCAGAUUCAGUUCAGCGAGGCGACGCGGGUGCUUUUCUUCUCGUCACCAAAAAAGAUGACAGAAUAUGCUAAGAAAAGAGGUUGGACACAGAGCCCUGAUGGUUACUAUUCUUUCAGCCCUCAACAACAACGCACGGAAGAAGUAACUAUUCCUUCGACAGAACUGGCCCAACAAGUUAUUGAAUAUGCAAGACAGCUUGAAAUGAUUGUGUAACUCGGUUAGGAAUGAGCAACCCAUUACACAAUUACUAUAGAUCCAUACAUUAUAAUAUAAUGAUAUUCAGGACGUUCACAAUUUAAACACCAAUAGCGUUGAAAAAAUGGGUUCCCCAGGACUGGUGCUAAUAAGUACACACAUGCACACACAUUUUAUCAUUUAAUACUCACUUGUGCCUGGGAUAAUAUGAUGUAAGGGAAUCAGAAAGUUCUGUGUACUCAUUGUGGGAUAAAAAACAUGUCCUCAAUAAAGUUUUUGUGACACUUUUG